UGAUGGUGGUGGUGGUGGGAGUUUGGAGAUGCAUUGCAGUCGGCAACACAACGCACGCUUCGCGUUCUUCUUCUCCUCCUCAUCAUCAUCAUCCUCCUCUUCAACACGGUCAUUCAAGCGUGAGACAAGGUGGAGUUGGUUCGGUCUGGAGGGAGCCUGCAUUGAGGCGUCAUGCUGGACAGUGACAGAGGAAUGCCUCUGUCCCUGCUAAGCCGAGGCAUUGGCCUGCUCGUUCGGAAUGGCCAGGAGAAGGUGGAGGUGUACUUCGAGCCUCAGGACUAUUUGAACUGGCGGGUGACUGGAGGCCGGCAUCCCUCGUGCCGCUGCCCUUACUGGCCCACCGGUGGCCUGGCCAAAACCUACACCACUCGGAAGGGGCCCCUCCUCCUCUACUCCGAAGAGCUCGCCUACCCGGCGCAUCUCUACCAGGAGGAGGUUCGCCGUCACCAGCGGCGUGGCCACCAGCCCAGUCUCCCGCAGCCGGAGAGCUUCCUCCAGCAGGUCCAACCCCACCAGCAGGAGCAUCUGAAUCAGCAGGCCCUGCUGUACCAGCAAACGCAGCUCAACCAGAAAGCUCACCUUCAGCAAAGAGCGAGGGCGGCGCGGAGAAGGCCGGCACACCCGGACAGGAAUGCAGAUGCCGUCACCGCACAACUGAAAACCCUCAGCGACUUGACCGAUGCGAUCUUGAUAUAUGGAUGCAGACAGAUUGUGGGAGGCCAGCAUUGCCCGAGCAUUCAGUCCCUUCCGUCGGAGACGGCGAGCAGGAUUCGGCCGGGCUACUCCGCACGCCGCUACCUCUGCAACUGGUUUCACUCCUGGGAUGAAGCAUUGCUGCUCAAGCUCCACAAUUCGGGUCGGAUUUCAUACUCCACGCUGUACCGGGAGGGCAGGUGGAGCCCACGCGCCUUUAGAAGAGCUCACUAUGACCUUACUGCAGCGCCGCAGCCGUAUCAGCUCACAAGCAGCAUGCUGCAGGCACCCGGACAUACCCUGUUAUGCAGGACCGUUGCCAGCUAUGCGAGCGGCGAUGAAACGGAGGAGAAGCAGCAGGGUUCCGGCAAGCAGAUGACACUGCCGGACGGCGCCGGUGCCUCAAGUUUCCCUGACAGCGGCCAGUGCGGCGUUAUCGGCAAAUGCUUUGAUCAGUCCGCGAACGGACAUCGGCUUGAGCCUUCAUCUCAGGAUAGCAUCGUGAAGGAAACCAUAAGCAGGAUUGAUGCCCUAAAAUCCAGCAGGCUACCUCCUAUUGGUGCUCAUAUAUCACCCGCAGUGCGGGAGAGACCCCCACCACUUCACCGGACUCUCAUUGACACCUCUCAUCUCCGCAGCCCGGAGGAAAACAGAUCCUUCGCAUCAUUUUAUGGUGGCUCGCUCGCUGGAAACCGCAGGAAAUUUUCGGCGAAGGCUCUGGCUGUGGACAAACGAGACUCGGGAUAUGGAGAAGAGGACAGGGGGAUGUCGCGCUUUCCUGCUGUCACAGAGACGAUCUCGAAGGAACCGGCAAGAAAGCCACCAACGUCCGAUGGCGUGAAGCUGCCGCUCAUUACGAUGGAGCCUCCUGCCACUCCCCAGAAGCAACAGGCCGGGGAUAACACGGAGGGGGAGGCAGAGCAGAGGAAGGGACCUCCUCAACCACUGCUGCCGUCCAUCUCCCGGGGCAGGUCACCCACGACGGGGCAAGGCAUCGGCCCCGUUCAGGACCGCGUUGGUAGAACGUGGGGCUUAAUCAAACAGGGGGCCACGCGGGGGGGCGUCACACCGUUCGAGGCGGCCCGGGCAAAGCCAGCAACAGGCGGCGCCCGACACGGCCAAGUUGCCAGAGACGCUGGAGUGAAUAGAAUGGCACGAGCCGACCAAGGUGCCGUCACUUUCGUCAAGCCACAGCGGGAUCGUUCCCCGGAUCGUGGAGCGACCAAAGCUCAAGUUUCGUUGCCGCCUGGAGAUGAGCCUGUCUGUGCAGCUAAAGAGAGAGAUGGAGCACCAGGUGUUCACUGGGGUGAUGCGGUCGUUGCCAGCAGCUCAGGACAACCGGUCAGGCGAGCGACGGAUGUGGAGGGACCUUCAGUUGUUGGCCAGAUGGCUGCAGGUGAAAGCUCUCAAUAUGAGUGGCAGCUUCUUGGGAAAAAGGGGCCCGGCAGCCAUGACAGUGCGAGAAGCAACAAGGGAGGCAAGGGUGCACAAGACAUGGGCAUCAAGGGCGACAAGGCCGGCAGAGACAUCGUCAUCAACCCAGAGGACAUAGAGGUAGCACAAACUGUAGACGUCGACCUCGAGUUUCCCCCAGUGGCCACCGGGGUUAACGUGGGUGCCGGCGAGGUUAGCGGCGCCAAGGCCGAACGGGGCGGUGCUAAGCCUGGCGGUGCCGCCGCCGCUUCUGGGGCAGCAGGCGCGAGGACCGGGGGUGGCGGCAUGAAGCCCGGCGACGCGGCCGAGGGCAGCGGCGUGAAGGCCGGAGCCUGCAGCAUCACGUUUGAGGGCGGCACCGAGGGAUCGGGCAACAGUUCGAGCAACAAGCUCAACGGCGGAGUCACUAAAGGCGUCCCCAAGGCCUCGGGCGGCAACGCGAAGGCCGCAGGUGGCGAAGGGACGACCGUAGUGAAAGGGAAUUUACCCGAAGAGCUGAGAGCCACACACACGGGAGGAGACUUCAUGGGCAGUGCUGUCCUGGGUCCCGACGGGGAAAUCAUCAAACUAUCUUUGGUGAGAGCCGCCUAUUACAUCGACGCGAAAGGGCAAGACGGCGCUGGAGAUGUGCUCGUGUUCAACGUGAGCGUGGAGCACAACGCUGCGGCACACGAGCGGCAGUGGAACGCGCUCCUGGGGACCUCGCAGCGGAGAGGAGGAGACGAAGAUGUGAGGUCAGUCGAGUCUGGGGUGAUGGAAGACGAGGAUUACCAAGACCUUCCCGUUUCCAACAAACAGAGCCCACGUGACAUUGACACUGAUAAAGACACAAAAACUGAGAAGGGGACCACUGCUUUUUCUGCUGUUUCCCAGGGAGCUGCAGACAGUGGAUUGUUUGUUACAAGUCCCGUGACAAUGUCUGAACUGACGGAACCUGGCACGGGCAUGGCUUUGCCUCCGGCGUCAGAAUCGAUGGUCAAGGUGGAGUUCGACACGUGGAGCCGCGAGCUCAACUCAUCGCCGAGUCCCAACGAGACCAUUAUUGUAGAGGACGGCCGCACCGGACGGCGGAUCGUCAGGUCGCAGCAGACGCCAACGCAGAUGGGACCUCCAAGCAGGAGCAAAACGUCCGUCUCCAUCAUCCUACCCUCCCAGGGUAUGGAUGAUCCAGAAUCAUUCCGUUCUGAUGAAGACAGCUCAAGUGUGCUCUCAAAUGCAUUUAAAGACUCAAAGGAACAGCAUAUGAAUAAUCACGUGUCUGAGACCAGCCAGAACCAUGAGAGAUCAGCACAAGAAACUGGAAAGAACAAGGCCGUUGUGUCGAAGAAAGGUAAACGCCCCGAGGCAAGGGACGACAAGGACAGGCGGUCGGCAAAGCGCUCUGUCGAGACGCGGGAGCGCGCGUCCGUGCGGGAGGGUUCGACGGGGGAGAUGAGCCACACCGUGGCGAGGCGGCCAUCCAGCAACGACCCGGACGACGCGUGGGAAGACAGCGUGGGUGAUAACGCAGAGGCACCCUCGAGAGCUGAAACGAGAAUCGCAAAAGAAACGAAAACUAAAAAGUCCGAGGGCAGUACAAAAGUCAAAGUGAACGAAAAUGAACGGAGUGCUUUUGUUGUAGGCAAACCCAGGAAAACGAGGAAGAGCGAAGCGACGCAAAAAGGAGCCGAUGGGGAAAAAGCACCACCUUCGUCAAAAAAAGAAUCCGGUGGCGAGCAGAGGAGGAAGAAGUCAUCGCUGCGUUCCGCCGGGCCGCCGGCAAAGGACGGCAGCAGGGAAACGGACGAUCAGGACUCGGGGGGAGACGACGACUCUGCUUUCCAAGACGACGCGACUGAGCGGCAUCGCCAAGGAAGAAGGGGGAGCCAAGCGCAGGCCCGCAAACUGGGCAGCCAAACGUCAGAGGACCAAUUUGUUGAACCUGGCAAGGAGCCGGGGUCGGACGGGCGAUCGCCGGCCUUGUCGGAGCGCGAGGCUCGGCGGGCGGCGCAAGCGGAGCAACGGCGGCUGGAGGUCGAACGGCGGCGGCAGGAGAGCGAGUCGCAGCGGCUCCAUGAGCUGGAGCAGCAGGACAGGGAGGAGGUCAUGAGGGCGGAACUGGAGGAGGCACGGCUCCGGCGUGAAGAGGAGGCGAGGCAGAAGAAGCUGCAGCAGGAGCUGGAGCGACUCAAGGUGCAGGAGCUGGAGACGAAGCGGAUGGAGCGCGAGCAGGCUGAGCGAGAGCGUGAGCGCCGGCAGCAGGAGGAGCACCGUCGCAGGGUGCUCGAGAUCCAGCGCAGGAAGCAGGAGGAGGAGGCCCUGAAGAAAGCCGAGCAAGAGCGGCUGGAAAGAGAAGAGGCGGAGCGGCGAGCCGAGGAGGAGCUGAUGCUGUCGCAGAUGGACGAGUCGGAGCGGCUGGAGUACGAGCAACGGAGGCGGAAGGAGGAAGAGCAUAGGAGACUCGCGGAGGAGCAGAGACGCAGGGUGAUGGAGGAAGAGGCUCGUCUCGCCAUGGAGGAGGCGAUGCGACAAGCCCACUUUCUGGCCAAGCAGCAGGCGGAGCUGGAACGCCACCUCAUGUUCCACCGUGAGCUGUGGCUGGAGACGAGCGGGAUGGAGCAAACGCAGGACGUGUCUCGGCCGUGGGUCUACUCGUACUAUGAGCUCCUGCAGAUGCUGGGGCUGCAACGACCAGAGCUGGAAGCAGGGCAGCACGUUGACUGAGCCGCUAAAGGUCCCACCGACAGGGAAAUGUCAUAUCCUGGGUCUCACAGGCCGAAUGCCCGUCCAUGGUUUUAUUUCAUAUGACCCAUCGGUCACAUGGCCUACCAUUUCGAAACGGCCCGCAAACCAUAUGUAUCCAUUACUACAAGCAUCUUAUCGCACUAAUCCGGCACCAGAAGGGAAUAUCUUUGACCUCGAUACACCACCGUGUUUCUAAUUUUAGCAUCACACUCAGGAACUUCAUGAGUGUACAGGGUGGUCCAGAUGUCGUGACCCACACCGUGAGGAACCAUGGUGGCUAGGAGCUGUUGACUACCUCGCCUGGUAUACAGGAGUUCGUGGGUUCAAUCCCUGACCCUGAUGCCUGUAUAUUUGGAGUUUAGAUGUUCUCCCCGUGGUCGCGUGGCUUUUUAUUCAGGUCCUCUGGUUUUUCCCUCCACAUUUAGGUACAUGCAUUUCGAGUAUUUGGCUGCUAUACAUUUUCACGCAAUAAUUAACUUUGUUGAGCUAUCAUUUGGGGGCAUGUCGCUUCUGAAAAAGUUAUAUAGCUCAGUGGGCCUUACCUGGUAAAAUAAAAUAAGCAGUUUAAACAGAGCUGCUGUGUGGCCUGCCAAGUGAGUUUUGAUGUCCCAUUCCACACUUGGAUAGGAAAAUGUUCCCCCACCCCUGCCAUUGAAACGUGGUCACUAAUGGUUGCUCACUUUCACCAACUGCAGCUUCAGUGGUUCAACAAAUUUCAUCGAAUUGUCAAAUUGAGUUAACGUUCCAUGUGUACUCGAUAGGGUAACAGUCGAUUUUAAUAUAAAGCAUCACAGCACUUAAAUCUACAUAUGCGUUCAUUGCUAAUAGCCCAUAAAGCUAACAUACUGGCAUAUACAGUACAUGCAAUGUUAAUAAUUAGUAGUUGAAGCCAUUUUUAUAAAUAUAGGAUGUUCAUAUUUUGGGUUGCUUCACGAAGGUUGUAACUGCCAAAAAUGUUGCUUAGAACCUUUUUGGAGUACCUCAAGAAGGGUAAAGCUGUUUUGUAGCUUGUUUGCACUAAUAUAUUCUGAUUCAAAGCAAAUGCUGAAACAUAUUCUUAGUAUUUCCAAUCUACGGUGUUUUACUGCAUAGUGGUAUUCGUAGAUCAUUGUUGUCGGUAGAUUACCGAGUGAGCUCAUGUGGUGGAGCAUGAAAUAAAAGGGAGUGCCAGAGAUAUAAAUCCAUCUGAUAAGACUUGUACCGUAAGACUGGAAAAUCCAGGUACAAAGGGUGUACACAGUGCAGUUGUCAGUAAAGGUUGGAGUCCAUAACGGUUCUUUAGCGAGUCCACUUAAUUCUAGAUUUGAAGCUUUCGUGACUGCAAGGAUUCAUAUUCUUAGGUUUUUUCGGUAAAGUCACGUAGGUAAAAAAUUUUAAUUAAUAAAAGUAAAAUAAAAAUAAAAAUCACGACGUUUCGGAGGCAACACCUGAAGACGGAAGCUUGAUUUUUAUUUUUAUUUUACUUUUAUAAAUUUUUUACCUACGUGACUUUACCGAAAAAACCUAAGAAUAUGAGUCCACUUAAACUUCUCAUGGUGCUGGACAUGCAAGAAACAUUCUAAAAGAAGCACUCUGUUGUUGUAUGUCGUUGGCAUAUGAUAUAAAUGCUAUGUGGGGAGACGAAAUACAUGGAAAAUUACUUGGAGAAUUAGCGAAUAUGUAGAGUAGAUCCAAGAGGGAAUGUGGUAAGUGGCGCUGUUCAUGAAGCUAAAAUUGAUAGGAAACAAGCAAAGGUGGUUUCGGUCACGCAGAAAAGGAAGCGAUGAGUAGGUUGCAACAGGAAGUAGAAAUUGCUGGCAGUAGAGAGCAGGAUGGAUGAUAACAGCGAGGACAUGGAGGCGUUUAAGAGUCAGUGGGGCAAGCGCUGGAGAUGGAUAAGAAUGUAAAGGGGACAAAGGCAGACCUCAAACACUUGUGAUCGAUGCCAGCAAUGAGUUGGUGUUUUACCUAUCAGUAAACAAUCAUUUUGGCACAAACUCUAUGUUUUAAAAUAAUUACUGGAAUUUAGAAAUAUGCAUCCUAUUAUGAGAUUAUAACCGUACACAACUGUAUUAUUGCAGGUUUCUUUGUUGAUCCAAUUACAAAAUACACAGUAUACACAAAAUACACAGAAUUUUGUUUGGUAAUAAUUUAAAAAUCUAGAGAAAAAUUCAAUCAAUUAUUCUUUGCAAACUGUGCCAAGGGCAUGUUUCACCCAUCAAAUAUUUUUCAAUUGCAUAACGAUGUCCAAUUACAGGUGGGAGAUUCCUGCUGGCUUCUGUGAGCUGUUCUGACACAUGGGGCACACCGCUCGGGUGAGAUUUCCAAAUCGAUUAUUUAUCUGGCAUUAAGAUGGCUUAAUUGAAAUAAAUUUGGCGGGAAAAUUUGCAAAGCCUCCAGUCAUAAUGCUCCCCAGUGAAAUGUUUGAAAUUCUCAGCUAAAUUCAAAUACAUAUAAGAACAUGAAGACACAUGAACAUUGACCAAACAUUUUAUUUAAGUUGAAAAAAUUCACAG
Messenger RNA from Lethenteron reissneri (Far Eastern brook lamprey), 7346 nucleotides. RefSeq names its product KIAA2012 ortholog. The record is from RefSeq and is a predicted model, not a curated record. NCBI's taxonomy places the organism in Eukaryota, Metazoa, Chordata, Hyperoartia, Petromyzontiformes, Petromyzontidae.